Molecule: messenger RNA, 1645 nt
Organism: Loxodonta africana (African savanna elephant)
Lineage: Eukaryota; Metazoa; Chordata; Mammalia; Proboscidea; Elephantidae
Gene: DHRS7
Product: dehydrogenase/reductase 7
Exons: 7
Coding region: 105-1115 (336 amino acids)
Molecular function (GO): oxidoreductase activity
Source: RefSeq, a predicted model, not a curated record
GCCCGGGCUGCGCUGCUCCUCGCUAGGCCGUGAUCCCUACGAGCUGCUGCGCGGCUCAGGCCCGGCCAGUCUUCCACCGGAGGAGCUGCGCGAGCACUGCCGCCAUGAGCUGGGAGUUGCUGCUCGGGCUGUGUGCGCUGCUUCUGCUCGUGGUGCAGCUGCUGCGCUUCCUGCGGGCGGACGGCGACCUGACCUUAAUGUGGGCCGAGUGGCAAGGGCGACGCCCAGAAUGGGAGCUGACUGAUAUGGUAGUGUGGGUGACUGGAGCAUCAAGUGGAAUUGGUGAGGAGCUGGCUUACCAGCUGUCUAAAUUAGGAGUUUCUCUGGUGCUAUCAGCCAGAAGAGUGGACGAGCUGGAAAGGGUGAAAAGAAAAUGCCUUGAGAAUGGCAAUUUAAAAGGAAAAGAUAUACUUGUUUUGCCCCUUGACCUGACCAACACAAGUUCCCAUGAAGUGGCUACCAAAGCUGUUCUCCAGGAGUUUGGUAAAAUUGACAUUCUGGUCAACAAUGGUGGACGAUCCCAGCGUUCUUUGUUUGUGGACACCAGCCUGGAUGUCUACAAGGAGCUAAUAGACCUUAACUAUCUAGGGACAGUGUCCUUGACAAAGUGUGUUCUGCCUCACAUGAUUGAGAGGAAGCAAGGAAAGAUUGUUACCGUAAACAGCCUCAUGGGUAUCCUUUCUGUGUCCCUUGCCAGUGGGUACUGCGCCAGCAAACACGCUCUUCGGGGUUUUUUUAAUGGCCUCCGAUCUGAACUUGGUGCAUAUCCAGGUAUAACAAUUUCUAACAUUUGCCCGGGACCUGUGCAAUCAAAUAUUGUGAAGAAUGCCUUGACUGAAGAAGUGAUGAAGUCUGUAGGUAACGAUGGAGAUCAGUCCUACAAGAUGGCAACCAGUCGUUGUGUGCGGUUGAUGUUAAUCAGUAUGGCCAAUGAUUUGAAAGAAGUUUGGAUCUCGGAUCACCCUUUUUUGUUAUUGGCAUAUUUGGGCCAAUAUAUGCCAACCUUGACCUGGUGGCUAAGCAGCAAGUUAGGGAAGAGAAGGAUCGAGAAUUUCAGGAGUGGUAUGGAUGCAGAUUUCUCUUACUUUAAACCCUUGAAGAAAAAACAUGACUGAAGGAACACUUGGACUCUUCAGCCACUGGAGAGAGAUGGAAAACAUGAAAACAACAGUCUCAUAGUCUGAAGACUAAUCUGUAAUUUUCCUUUUUAAUAGAUUUAACUUUCCUUUCAACAUAUAAUAAAUAAUAAAAGAUUGCCAUGCAUCUUGCAGUAAAGAUAUUAGUACAUACUACAUUCUUGGAUAAAAAGAGCAUUUUAAAAUGCUCCAGUAUAAAAAAUAAUAAAAGAUUGCCAUGCAUCUUACAGUAAAGAUAUUAGUACAUACUACAUUCUUGGAUAAAAAGAGCAUUUUAAAAUGCUCCAGUAUAUAUACUAAAAAUCUAGAUUAGCAGAAUGGUAACCAAAGAAUUCAUUUAUCAUACAUGUAUGGACUAUUUCUCACGAGGCAGAGUGCUGGGUCAUGUGCAAAUACAAAGAAGUUUCUGAAACAGUUGAUAAUUACACAAGUGACUGUAAUUUGAAACAGUAGGCAGGACUUAUAGUAAUUAUUAUUGUUACCCGAAUAGGGUCUGUGCCCUGGAGCUG